AUGAUGUUUGGCCCUGUGCUAAUUGUGAGCACCAGUCCCUUUGGACUGCUUUUUGUGCUUAUCAAUAACUCCAAGGGUGUGUAAAUGAAUAUGCUAAAGUUGCUGGUUGACAAUUGCAUGGAAUAGGUGACGACUCAGUCCCUGCAUCGACGUAGGGCACUGGUAAAGAAGGGGAAUUCCAGUUCCUUUAAAACUAUUCGUACUGCAUGCAUAAUGCUGUGUUGGGAAGUCCCGGGCACGCACACACAGAACCAAAGUCGGUUGAUCCUUUAGUCGUAGCAUGCAGUGUUUUCCUCAUCUAGCCGGGGCAAGUAGAUUUCACCAGCGUUUUGAUUAUAAUGUUUGGUCACUUCCCAGUCUUGGUUUUCCUUCUUUGCCGUGCAGACGGGAGAAUUGCGCCGAGAUGACAGCGGCUUGUUUGCAGUAUUCCUGUGCAUCGUGUAAUAGGACAUUACAGACACAUGAUAAUCGGCUGGUGUUACAGUGAAACGGCUUCGUCAUUUUAAAAUUAUGGCCUGCGUAGCUAAGGCAGCAUUUACGAGCAGAAUCGUGUGGCUCGUCGUGCUGCAGUAUGCCCUGCUUGUCGAUUUCAGCAGGCGUACAGCAGCCGCACCGGUACCAGCUCGACCCAACCCCACCAAUGACCUUGGACCAAGUACUGAUGAGGAGGACGAAAACCAGGACAAUCCCCCGACGUAUUCCCCUGAACAAGCUACUGAUGAUAACUCCGACCUAGAGAUUGGUUCGAACAAGUGCCGACCGUGUAAAAGCAGCUUUUUUAGGUACCCAGGUGGCAGAAGAAGGACCGGCGCUGUUGCGGGAGCAAGACGUCAUUCAACAGGUUACAGACGGGCGUCUUCUGCCAAGAGUAGGCCUUGUAGAGGUCUUUGCCGUCCUUGUACAAUCUGUGCUGGCGGAUUGACAGUGUUGACCAAUUGCACGGCGACCCAAGACACCGUUUGCUCGCUCUGCCGGGAGGGAUUUACUUGGGACCCCGUCAGAGGGCAGUGCAGGAAGGUGAACCCGUUGAUUCACGAGGUGGUGGUUGAGAUCUCACGGGUGAGCUCCCCUUCGCCUCUCACCAUGGGCUGGUACGAUAACCCUACCCACUCGCAUGCCAUACACUCCAACAGAAAGCCUGUGGGAGAUGCCACCAGGAAAAAUGGACAUGCGGCUCCUAGCUUGACAGAGGAGGCUAGAAAUGAGGGGAUGGCACCAGGUUACAUCGCUUCGCUCAUCGCCAGCGGAGCCGCUGGGGUAGCAGUUCUUAUUCUGAUUGUCGUGGUCAUCAUCUACGCGGUGCUGCGGUGGAGGCAGUGGAAAUACUCAACGCCAAGGCGAGAAAGAACAUGGAGGUUUUGGUUUGAAAGUAUCUUCAAACGGGGCAGCCAAACAGUGGCUAAUGAUGCCCAGUACUCCAAUGUUCGAGAUUUUGAAACAGAAACUCCGUUGCAACGGGAUACAGUUACGAGAGUCGAAUCGGAAUAUUUAAAAGAUAGGGAAUCGAAAGGAUUCCUCAACCUACCAGCCCCCAAUACAAGGAACGAUUUGGUUGUGCUGGAAACAGCCUUAGGGUGUGAAAAGCAUGAAAACCCAGCGAUUACAGCUUCCUUUGCUUGCCAAGAAAAAACUGCAUCAGACGACAGUUUCAUGAAAAGGAAUACUCCGAAAUCCGAGGAAAAACAAAUAUCAAAUCUUGCCAGACGUUAUUCUCUUUUUGGCCAAUGUAGCAAAAAGCCAGACGAGGAACUUGCACCCAACGGAGAUGUUUUGGAUGUAGGAAAACCUAGUAACGGGUAUGCUGGGAAAGCGACAAUUGAUUGCCGUGAGGAGCAGCUAGCAACAGCGCCACCCGCGUUGCCAGCAUGUGUGCUACAGUCUGCUGCCACUCGCAUUCCAACUGAAGAUGCAGUCGUGAAUUAUAUUCAAUCAGGCGAUCCUCCGUUAGAGGGCGUUCCAGUCAAAUGCAAGGAGACUAACAUGUAAGUCAUCAUGGUUGGAAGUGUUGCUGAACAGCAAAACAGUUCACACCAAUUUUCUUUGGCGUAAAAGUAACUGCUGAGCAGAAAAUAUCAAAGUACAUAAGUAGACAUAGCCAGGAAAAAAUAACUUAACACAUUUUGACUCAGAUCACACACAAUGUCAUUCCUCUGUCUUGAAUCAUGUACCUUUUUGCUAGCCGAGAAAGCUCACGUGACAAGGUGACUUAAACCGCACGUCACAUCACUCACGCGUCAGCCAUCACGUCAGCCAGUGUUGUAUGGUAUCGCACGCUCGCAGGCACGCGCCCCGCAGUGCACAGAAUGGUGCAUGGGAUCGCUAAAAACCGCAAAUGUUCAAAUGUUUGACGAAACAGUUUCUGAAUGAAGUCCCUCUUGUAAUUAUCAAUGUACCCAUAUAUUCAUAUUGUCCUUUUCUUGCCAAACAGUAUAAUAUUAAGUGAAUGGUAUUUACGUUAACGUUUGUGAUAUUUAAACGAACUCAAUUUCCGGACAGACGAUUGUUGAAAACGAUAUAAGAUUUAUUUUUUCUUGAAAUUGACUGCAUUCUGGGCGAAAGCUUUCACAGAUUACGCUUUUAUUUUUUUAUUUUUUUUUAAUGACGCUUUUAUUUAUUUAAAAGUACCAUUUGUAAAGGGGAUUCGGCAGUCCCGUUUUGGAGAUUUGACAAAAUGGACCGUUUUCUAUACUACGUCUAAAUUCUCUCAGAUUUCUGUCGUAAGAGGGCCUCACGCAUUCACAGAGUAUUGUGUGUAGUUUCAAGCAGAAGUCGGUCAAGACAAAGGCGAACAAAAGUUGGUCUAGACUGUUUAUGGAGGUAAGGCCCUCCAUUAUGUGCACACCUGUCACGUAGUGGCUUGUUUGGCCGAUUUGAUCACACGUUUGCCAGUUUAUUCGACUCUGCCUCGUCCACAUCAGUAGCACAUAAUAUAUUUUGUAUAAUGAAUUCCCGUCAGGCUCCGGUGAAUAUAACAAAAUUGCUCAACAUUUUGGACGGAUACUUUGUCAGCCUGCCAUUUUUAUUUUUAAAAGUUGCUGUGUUAUAUUUUGAAGCGUUCCAUCUUUUGAAAAUAAAACUUGAACACGAUCCCUUUCUGGCAGUUAUGUAACGUCGAAGUCACAUGAUUCUUGGUAUACGGCGCCCUCUAGAUUGAAAAAUGGUGCUUUUCUUGUGGGCAAGUCGGCGCUCUUCCUCUUUGAAGUCUAGAAAAUGGAGGACUGGAUCAAUUGUCAACUUAACUCUCAUUUGAAACCUGUGGUAUGGUGCAAGUUAUUGAGUGCUCUGUUGUUAUUAUGAACAAUGCGUGAACCGUCAAAGAUGGCUGCAUCUGAACCUUAUGUUUCCCCCUUGUAGCCCAGCUUUUGUUAACUGGGCAUAGUUGCCUACAUCCUCGUGCCCGUUUCAGACAAAAUUAGCCUUGCAGUACCUUUAGCAUACUAACAUCGAGACGGGGCAAUGUCAUAUUUUGUUCAGGCAAUUAGAUUAGAUGUUUAGACUUUAAGUGAUUUCCUUAAGAAAAGCAGUAAUUAGCCUUUUCACAGAAGGUAUACAAGACACAUUACAGGCCCUUAUACGUGACAGGGUCUUGACUGACUACCCAAGAAAUAUCAAGGACUUUUGGUAAACAGAUUUCACUGGUAAGAAGGAGUUUGGUUAUGCCAAGCUUUGGGACUUGCCUAGCAUGCAUCGCAUAAUACCUUUUGUCUGAUUUUUGCUAGAUUCUAAAGUCUUAGAAACUUCGGAACUUAGUAACUGUCCUCAAGUAAUAAAAAGAUAUUUCAAGACUAAAAGAUUUUUUAAAAGCCGAAAUUCGUCUUCCUAAAAAUGGUUGCAUUGAAUGGUAAAAAUUCGGUAUCUCUUAAUGUUGUUUCUGCAAAAUUGAAAUGUUUGCCGUAACAGAAGUUGUUGUAGAAGACAAAGAGAUGUAAAAUUCGCAUUUAACGCAAAUAAAAAGGCUUGAGUUGCUAUUAAUG
Acanthaster planci (crown-of-thorns starfish) is the source of this 3974-nucleotide messenger RNA. RefSeq lists its product as uncharacterized. NCBI's taxonomy places the organism in Eukaryota, Metazoa, Echinodermata, Asteroidea, Valvatida, Acanthasteridae. The record is from RefSeq and is a predicted model, not a curated record. Gene Ontology annotation, molecular function: protein binding.